AUGAGCAAGCCACCCACAUCAGUUGCCGGGCUCGCCUGUGUCGUGAUGGUCACACCACCGAUGGUGACCUGGUUGGCUUGGUUUCGUGCUGGCAUUGUGCCUAGCGGAGGAUUUCGCACUUGCGGAGGGUUGGUGCUUGCUCGAGAGCCAGCCCUUGUCGCAGGCUGUUGGAGGGUUUCUUCAAGAUCCUCUGAGAGAUCUCUCAGAGGUUGA
Messenger RNA from Cylindrotheca closterium, 213 nucleotides. The record is from the annotation of a GenBank genome assembly. NCBI's taxonomy places the organism in Eukaryota, Bacillariophyta, Bacillariophyceae, Bacillariales, Bacillariaceae.